AAUAUUUUGUUGCUGCAAGCAGUGGCACAUGUAACCAAGUCGCAUUCUUUCAUUUCAUGUAAGAGAGACUACCCCACAUCCCUUCACCCAUCAGUGUUAUUGGUCAUUCUUUUUAUCUUCACGUGCUUGUGGUGCCAUUUUGUGACUCCCCCUAUAAACGAAUUUUUUUGCACCCUCAAUGCCCCACCAACACCAACCACACAACAACAAUACCACCUUUUUUUUCUCAUUCUUUCUAGUUCUUGGGUUUUAUCUUCUUGAAUCUUCAAAUUCUGCAGACAAUUGUUUUAAUUAAGGAUGGAAGAGAUUAGUAUUAUACCCCAAUCUUCAGCUGCUUCUCUUCUUGUGAUGCCUCAGGAGCAGGCUCAGGCUCAGGCUCAGGCUCAGGCUCAGCCCAGCCUUCAGGAGAGGCUUCAGUUCAUAGUGCAAAGCCAGGCAGAGUGGUGGGCUUAUGCCAUAUUCUGGCAGACGUGCAAUGAUGAUAAUGGGAGGAUUUUUCUAGCUUGGGGAGAUGGGCAUUUCCAGGGGGGUAAAGGGAUGGUUCCCAGGCAGUUGGGGCUCAGAGGUGAUCAGUCCAGAGCAGGGCUCUUCACCAGGAAGAAGGCAAUCAAGGGGAUUCAAGCUCUCAUCACAGAGAACCCGGACAUGGACGGGCUGAUGGAUGGAGAUGUCACAGACGUGGAGUGGUUCUAUGUCAUGUCGCUGACACGGUGCUUCUCGGCGGGCGAUGGGGUUCCGGGGAAAGCCUUGAGCUCAGGGUCUUUGGUGUGGUUGACUGGUGCUCAGGAGCUGAUGUUCUACAACUGUGAAAGGGCUAAAGAAGCUCAAAUCCAUGGAAUCGACACUUUUGUGUGUAUACCAACUGGAAACGGGGUCCUUGAAUUGGGAUCUUCUGAUGUGAUCAGGGAAAACUGGGGGUUGGUGCAACAGGCCAAGUCGUUGUUCGGGUCUGACCAUUUCAUUGGCUUAGUCUCCAAACACUCCCCUCCCUCCGCCCCCAUCCACUUCUCGUUUGCGGACAUCGGGAUCAUCAGUGGCAUACAAGAGGAGGAGGGAACUAGACAGGACAAAAAACCCAUGGGAAAUGCUAAGAAAGAAGGAAUAGUUAAUGGGUGUCAAUCUUUAUGCUUAGAAUCAGAGCAUUCCGAUUCCGACUGCCCACUAGUUGCCGUCACGGUCGAAAAGAGAGUCCCCAAAAAGCGAGGAAGAAAGCCGAGGCUCGGCCGGGACGCCCCCCUCAACCACGUGGAGGCGGAACGGCAGCGGCGGGAGAAGCUGAACCACCGCUUCUACGCCCUGCGGGCGGUGGUCCCGAACGUGUCAAGGAUGGACAAAGCAUCCUUGCUAGCGGACGCAGUGUCGUACAUCAAUGAGCUGAAAGCUAAAGUCGACGAAUUGGAGUCACAAGUUCACAAGGAAUCCAAGAAAGUAAAGCUGGAAAUGGCGGACACCACAGACAACCAAAGCACCACCACUUCCGUCGACCAAACCGGGCCAACACCACCACCACCCCCACCACCCCCAAGCUCCGCCACCGGUGGCGGGGUUGCGCUGGAAGUGGAGAUCAAGAUCGUGGGUCCAGACGCCAUGAUCAGAGUCCAAUCCGACAACCACAACCACCCAUCGGCCAGGCUCAUGGGUGCCCUUCGUGACCUUGAAUUCCAGGUCCACCAUGCCAGUAUGUCCUCCAUCAAUGACCUCAUGCUUCAAGACGUCGUUGUCAGACUUCCUGACAGAUUCAGGAACGAAGACGCCUUGAAAUCUGCCCUUCUCCCUCUACUCGAUCAGUAGAUUUUCCAUUCAUUAUUCACUUUCAGACCACUUUUUUCCCAAAUUUUUCUUAAUCUAUUUUCUAAUUUUCAUGUAAUUACCAAAACUAAAAUAUCCGUCUGCGUGACAUCCAUAGCCAUCAACCUAUUUUCAAAUACCCAAAAAUAAUAAUAAUAAUAAUAACUGGUA
Molecule: messenger RNA, 1959 nt
Organism: Vitis vinifera (wine grape)
Lineage: Eukaryota; Viridiplantae; Streptophyta; Magnoliopsida; Vitales; Vitaceae
Product: transcription factor MYC2
Exons: 1
Coding region: 298-1791 (497 amino acids)
Biological process (GO): regulation of DNA-templated transcription
Cellular component (GO): nucleus
Molecular function (GO): DNA-binding transcription factor activity; protein dimerization activity; transcription cis-regulatory region binding
Source: RefSeq, a predicted model, not a curated record